Molecule: messenger RNA, 636 nt
Organism: Necator americanus (New World hookworm)
Lineage: Eukaryota; Metazoa; Nematoda; Chromadorea; Rhabditida; Ancylostomatidae
Exons: 5
Coding region: 1-636 (211 amino acids)
Source: RefSeq, a predicted model, not a curated record
AUGCUGUUAAUUCUCGUUUCACUGCCACUUCUAGGAUUUUGUCUGGAGAACACUAAUCUGAACUAUGUACAUGAUGGAGAUGCUACGAUAAAGAAUGCAGUACAAAGAGCCCCUAAGGACUCGAAGGAGCCAUUGCCUGCUUACAUCUACAAACCGAUCCCAAACCAUAAGUUCAAGUAUUCCAACUUCAAAUACCCAAUAGCGACUUCCACGCAGGAACCACUACGAUCAUUCGAGUAUGUAGUAAACACACCGUUGCAAGUUGAUGAACCUCCGCCACCGCUGCCCGCACCCGCUCAGCAACAAUUCAUUCCAACACCGUAUUUUCUGCCCUAUUUCACUAACGAUAUGCCGUUGUAUGCCGGCUACCGUAUGCUUAUGAAUAGUCAAGCUUCGAUACCAUCACUCGUCGAUUAUCUCGGAGCAGCUAAGGAGUCAAACAAUCCCAGAUAUGCUGAUUAUGUUGGGCGAUUAGGAGGAACUGAGUGUGGCGAAGCUCGUAUUCGUGAAUUACAAUCCAAACUCUAUAUUGUUCCACAGAGGCUGGGUCUACGAUUCCUGAAAACUGCGUCACAAAGGCUACAUUCGAGUUGGAAGAGUUCGAAGAAUCCUAGAAGUCUUCCAUAUGGAAGUUAG